CUCAACUAGCUCUGUGGUGACUCCCAAUAUGCAGUGGGAAGACCUUGGGAGUGUGACUAAACUGGAUCCUACGCUCACAUACCCUUACAUGUACAGGGCUGCUUCCUCGAUGAGGAAGCAAGAUGUUCAGGGUGCACCCUCGGAGAUCAAUCGAGUCCUAGGGUUUAAGCUUGCUCUAGAGUGCCUUGAGCUACGUUUCUGCUUCUACCUUGUCCUCGAGGACGAUCAAUCAGCAAUUUGCGAUGUACAGGUGAUCCUCACUCUGUCCCCAGACUACAGGAUGUUCACCGGACGUGUGGCAGCUUUCCAGCUUAGGACGCUUGUGAGGGAGCACGUUGAGAACUGGAUGACAGCCGACUGUUGGAUGCAAUUGUAUGACCGGUGGUCUUCAGAGGAUGAUAUCAGUUCUCUGUCUGUUAUCUACCAGAUGCUUGCUGAGUCCGAUGCGCCGAAAGGUGUCUUGUACUUCAGACAGUCUUUACUUCUUCUGAGGUUGAACUGUCCUGAGGCAGCAAUGAGAAGCUUACAAUUAGCUCGCCAGCAUGCAAGUGAUGACGAAUGCCUAAUCUAUGAGGGUUGGAUAUUAUAUGACACAGGGCACUGUGAGGAAGGCCUUCAGAAAGCAGAGGAUUACAUAAAAAUUAAGAGAUCAUUUGAGGCGUUCUUCUUGAAGGCCUUUGCUUUGGCAGAUUCUAGUCGGGAUCCAUCUUGUUCGUCAACUGUUGUCUCACUACUUGAAGAUACCCUUAAGUGUCCCUCUGAUAGGCUUCGUAAGGGUCAGGCGUUGAACAAUCUCGGGAGCAUCUAUGUUGACUGCAGGAAACUAGAAUUAGCCACUGAUUGUUACAUCAAUGCCCUCUAGAUCCGUUGCACUAGGGCCCACCAGGGCCUCGCUCGAGUGCAUUACCUCUGGAACGAGAAGGCCGCAGCUUAUGAGGAGAUGACCAAAUUGAUUGAGAAGGCAUGGAAUAAUGCCUCUGCAUAUAAGAAGAGAUCAGAGUACUGUGAACGUGAGCUCACUAAGGCGGAUCUUGAGAUGGUAACGAAGUUGGACCCGCUUCGGGUUUACCCCUACAGAUACAGGGCUGCAGUGUUAAUGGACAACCACAAGGAGAAGGAGGCGAUUGCGGAAUUAUCACGGGCAAUCGCGUUCAAGGCGGACCUCCACCUUCUCAACUUGCGGGCAGCAUUCCAUGAGCACAUUGGCGACGUUUUGGGAGCCCUAAGAGACUGCCAAGCAGCUCUCUGCGUGGACCCUUACCACCAAGAGAUGCUCGAGCUGCACAGUAGGGUAAACAGCCAUGAGCCGUAAAAUCUCUGGCCUGAGAAAGGCAGAAAGGUAAAAGGAAAGAAAGAAGAGGGACACCCUUGCAAAGAAAAAUUGAUUCUCUUUUCCUUUUUGAAGUUUAUAUAGUAUAGUAGGCUUGUGCAUUUAUUAUUGUCGUCUACGGGACCAUGCCAUCCUGGCUUCUUCUUUUUUUUUUUUGGCCUUGUAAUAUUUAUUUUUCUUCCGAUAAUUUAAUUUCAGGUAUCGGUCCUGUUACACUGUUUUUGCCAAUGUUAUAUUGAAGUAUGAUGAUAUGAAAAUUGCUUAAAAGA
Messenger RNA from Punica granatum (pomegranate), 1599 nucleotides. Lineage: Eukaryota; Viridiplantae; Streptophyta; Magnoliopsida; Myrtales; Lythraceae. The record is from RefSeq and is a predicted model, not a curated record.